Messenger RNA from Xiphias gladius (swordfish), 2843 nucleotides. RefSeq names its product sphingosine-1-phosphate lyase 1 (gene sgpl1). The transcript has 14 exons. Bases 131 to 1828 code for a protein of 565 amino acids. Gene Ontology annotation, cellular component: endoplasmic reticulum. Gene Ontology annotation, molecular function: pyridoxal phosphate binding; sphinganine-1-phosphate aldolase activity. Gene Ontology annotation, biological process: carboxylic acid metabolic process; sphingolipid catabolic process. NCBI's taxonomy places the organism in Eukaryota, Metazoa, Chordata, Actinopteri, Istiophoriformes, Xiphiidae. The record is from RefSeq and is a predicted model, not a curated record.
UAGCUUGCAGCUGUGUUUGAUAGCAGCAUGUAGAUGAGAAGCGGAGGACUCAACGCAGGCUGCGGGAGGUGACUUUCCUCAGUAGGAGACAACAAAAAGGGGAUUUUCGGUGAGAGUUAGCUUCGCCGCCAUGGAUUACUGGAGUGCCUUGGAGAUGUAUAAGGAGAUGGUCCUGCUGUAUCUGGAGGCGGGCCGGCGAGAGGUCAACUCGUGCUGUGCGGACCUGGAGCCGUGGCAGAUCAUUGGAGCGACAGUCAUCACCACACUGGGAGCAGUUUGGGUCAAAGGCUUCCUUUUCCAGCAAGAAAGUCUCACGUCCCGAAUCAAGAAGCAGUGCUUUCGACUCAUCAGAAAAAUCCCCUUUGUUGGCAUGGCAAUUCAGAGUCAGCUCAACAAGGCUUUGGAUGACAUGUCUGCUAGUCUGUGUACUCUGAAGAAUGGAAUGAGCUACACUAAACAGCUGCCGUCUAAAGGUCUCUCUCAGAGCCAAGUGCUGGACAAAAUCAGAGAGUACGAGACGCUGAAUGAGGUGCCGUGGGAGAAGGGCUGUGUUUCGGGUGCAGUGUACUGGGGCGAUGAAUCCCUGACCAAACUCUUGGUGAAGGUAUAUGGAGACUUUGCAUGGAGCAAUCCACUUCACCCAGACAUCUUUCCUGGCGUAAGAAAGAUGGAGGCAGAGGUUGUUAGAAUGGCAUGCACACUUUUCCAUGGUGGACCGAACUCCUGUGGCACGGUGACUUCAGGGGGAACUGAGAGCAUACUGAUGGCCUGCAAGGCAUACAGAGACAUGGCGUAUGAACGAGGUGUCAAAUACCCUGAAAUUCUUGCACCUGUGAGCGUCCACGCAGCCUUCAACAAAGCGGCGCACUACUUUGGGAUGAAGCUCGUUCACAUUCCCCUUGACAAGACAACUAUGAAAGUAGACGUGAAGGCUAUGAAGAGAGCCAUCAGCAAGAACACAGCCAUGCUUGUGUGCUCAGCGCCUCAGUUUCCUCAUGGAAUCAUGGAUCCCAUUGAGGAAGUAGGCAAGCUGGCUGUGCGCUACAACCUCCCACUGCACGUGGAUGCCUGUCUGGGAGGUUUUCUCAUUGUCUUCAUGGCCAAGGCUGGUUAUCUCCUCGCCCCGUUUGACUUCAGGGUAAAAGGUGUUACCAGCAUCUCUGCAGACACCCACAAGUACGGCUACGCCCCCAAAGGUUCCUCAGUGAUCCUCUACAGUGAUAAAAAGUACCGUCACUACCAGUACUUUGUAGCUCCAGACUGGCAGGGGGGAAUCUAUGCCUCGCCCUCUGUAGCGGGCUCCAGGCCAGGAGGAAUCAUCGCCGCCUGCUGGGCGACCAUGAUGCACAUGGGAGAGAACGGAUACGUAGAUGCCACCAGGAAGAUCAUCAGCACAGCACACAAAAUCAAAACAGAAAUCCGCCAGAUAAAAGGAGUGUUUGUGUUUGGGGAUCCAGAGGUGUCAGUGGUGGCAAUAGGCUCAGAUGUGUUUGACAUUUUCCGUCUGUCUAAUGCGCUGACAUCGAAGGGCUGGAAUCUGAACACAUUGCAGUACCCAUCCAGCAUCCAUAUUUGUUGCACAGUUCUGCACACCCAGCAGGGGGUUGCUGACCAGUUUAUUCGUGAUGUCAGGGAGCAGGUCGCCAUCAUCAUGAAGAACCCCAAAGAGAAAACCACAGGGAUGGGAGCGAUCUAUGGCAUGGCCCAGUCCAUCCCAGACAGAUCCAUGGUAACAGAGAUCUCCCGAGGCUUCCUCGACUGUCUCUACAGCACUGAGGUGCCCAAAGCAAACGUCAGCCACAUGAACGGCAACGGCAAAGCCCACUGAAACAGGAUUGGGCCCUCGUGGCCCGACCCCACCUCACGCAGGGAAACACGCUCGCCUCCUCCCAGAGCUCUGAGUUAAUCGCUCAACGGUUGCCUUAUCUUGCAUACCUACAACAUACGGAAAACAUCUGCAAAGAUCCGUGAAGCACAAACCAUUGUCAUUUAAAUCAGGCCAGAGGGAAAUUGCUUAUAACACUGUGCCUAAAUGGCACAGAGAAGAAGUGACAUGUUCCAAAUAAGUCUUUUCGUUAUGAUUUUCUUAAUCUCCUAGAAGUGUGUUGUUUUAUUUGUUUUUAAAAGUUCAUUUCAGUUUUAGCAUCUGUUAAAUGCAUAUUUCUGUCAUAAGCUCUACUGAUUUCAUAGAAUAAUCAUUCAGUUUUUUUUUUUUUUUUUUUAAACUCCAGAACAUUUCAGCCUGCCGUCACUGCUUUAAAAUCUGUGACUCAGCAAGAACACAGACCACUGAAAGCUCUUUAGAAACGCUGCUUUGCCCUCUAGCAUGAAACCUGAUGUACUGCUCUAGACUGGCUCUACAUGUGGGGGUCUGUUGAAUGCUCAUGGUUGGCAUUAUCUCGGGAAAAUAGCAUUUGAAUGAAAAAGCACUGCAAUGCCCUGGCAAGAGCAUAUCAGGUUAAUCUGUAAAUCACUUGAAAGUACAGUUCUCUGAUGUUACGGUAGCAGUUUGUCUGUAAGCAUGAACGUGAUUAUCCUUGUUUGUGAGCACUUACUAUGAUGGCAUUCUUUUAAGUCUACAUUUGUGGUCCAUCUACAGCAUUUGGAUUUGUAGACAGGGUGAGAAUGAUUUGGAUAGUGGGAGCUUUUAAUGUCAUUACUAUUCAAUAAAAUUGUCUUUAAAUUUAGCUAAGCAAAAAGUUGUACCCAGGGCAGGGCUAUUUUGAAAGUGGCGAGGGGAAUCCAAAGAUUAUCAGGCACUUCGAUUAUUUUAUUGUUUUCUCAGAAAUGGAGAAGGACUUCCACACGGUAGUUGGCUGGUGAAGUAAAGCAAUGAAAUUUAA